UACACAGUACAGUUUUCGAAUCGCAUGUACAGCGGAACCGGCACCAGGGCUUGACCUUCCGAUUCCUUUUCAUCUGUCGCAAGAUUUUCCAAUUUCUUCUUUCCCUUUUCUUUACCGCUUCAGCAUUGAUUUGUUAAUUUGUAUCAAUGGCUUCAUGUUGCCCGUGCCAUUGCAUCUAUUUUUUUAUUUAAUAUUAUUGGAUAAGUGAAAAUAGCGGGCCGGUGCUGGCGUGAGUGGAUUUCCCCGUUUUUGUUCCGCCGCAAUCGAGCGAUCUGAGAGGGGUCAAAGACCUCGGAUGCCAAAGGUUGGUUUUUUGGCGGCGUUGUUUCUUGGUUCCAAUUGGGUUUCGUGGUCGGUUUGUGGACGCUGAGGUUAAGAAUUUUUUUGUUCGGAAUUUUUGGAAUUAGGGUUUCGGUUUAAACCUAUUCUUUAAUCAGAUUUUUGGGGGCUAACUGACAAGUUAAGUUCCCUUCGAUUUUGUCCUGUGGUUUGGAUUUCUGUUGGUGUCAGUUUUUCUUCGCUGGUUUCAUCCUUUUGGUUGCACCAGCGUAGAAACCAGGACUUGGGGAUCGCAAAAUUACUUCUAUAUUUAUUUGGGGCAAAAAGAUAUGCCGAGGAGUUCGAGGCACAAAUCUCAUAAGCAAAGCAAACGCAGUUCGAAGGAUUAUUCAGACUCGGAAGAAGAUGUGAUAAAGAAGAAAGAUAGAAGUAGCAAAGAUGACAGUUUGACGAGGGCUCGUAGGGAUUCAACAUCUGGUGAGAAGCGAAAAUUUUCAUCCGAAGUCCCAGAAGGCGCAGGCACCAAGGAUCUUGCAGGUGAUGGCGUGGACGAGUAUUCUUCAUCCAGACGGCGGAAAGAGAAGGAAAGAACUGAUGCAAGUGAUAGAUGGAGUGGAGGUGGAGAUGAUAGAGGGGAUAGUGAUAGAAAUACUGAAAAGGUAUCUCAUAAAAGGGAUAGCCUGAAGAGUGGUAGUAAAUUGAAAGAAAAUAGCAGUAGAAGCGAAAGCUUAAGAGUUGAUUCCAAGAGUAAGAGUAAACGGCAUGAGAGUGCUUCUGAUGAGAAAAAAGAGGACAGCCUAGCAUCUGUACUAGUGGAGAAGGAGGAGGGUAAGAGUAGGGGGGAGUCAAAGCGUAGGGGUGGGAGUGAGAGGGAUUCUGCUACUCAUAAAGAAGGAAAGGAAUUGAAGGACAGAGACCAAAGGGACAAGGAGAGGAAUGGAGAUGAAGAUAACAUGUGUUGUGAUCCCGACAUGAAUGUCAGAAAUAAGCAGAAACAGAUUGGAGAUUUCAGUGAGGAGAGACAGAGUAAACGCACUAGGGAGAUUGCGGAUCAAACUUUACAGGAUGAAUUGUGUGUUACUGAGUCUGAGAAGGAUGCUGAGAAAACAAUGCGAAGGAAAAAAGAGGGUUCUGGUGAAAAAGAAAAACGUUACAAUGAUUCUAAAGAAGGUGAGAGACAAUUGUCUUCAAAACUUGACUCUUCCAAGGAUUUGAAGUACAAAGAUAACAAACUAAAGGAUGGAGUUUCUGAUGAUAACUAUCUCGAUGAUGGCCACAAAGAUGAGAGACGACGAGAUGAAAAGUACCGGGAAGAUGAUGACAAAGACUCUAAAUAUUAUGAUGAUAAGUACCGAGAUGGGGAUAAAAGUAGGAGACGCAGAAGUGAUAAAUAUCGUGAUGAUGGCAAUAGAGAUGGCAGACGCAAGGAUGAAAAAUGCCGUGAAGAUGGAGAAAAAGAUAGUAGGCGUAAGGAUGAUAGGUAUCGAGAAGGUGUUGAAAGAGAAAGUCGACGAAGUGAAAAGUAUCGUGAAGAUGGUGAUAGGGAUAGAAGACGCAAGGAUGGGCAGUAUUAUGAUGAUGGUGAUAGAGAGUUGGUGCGUAGAGAUGAAAAGCAUAGGGAUGGUGGAGAUAGAGACGAAAGGCAUAGGGAUGGUGGAGAAAGAGAAGAAAGGCAUAAGGAUGGUGGAGAUAGAGAUGAUAGGCACCGGGGAAGUCGCUAUAGAGACGAUGGCCAUAGGGAUAGCAGGCACAAGGAAGAAAAGUAUCGAGAAGAUGUUGAAAGAGACAAUCGGCUUAAGGAUAGUAAGCCAGAGGAUGAACAUGAUAGAGAGAAGAGACCUAGAGACCCUAAAUAUAGAGAUGAACGAUCCUCAAGAGACUACUCUAACUAUAAGUCUGACUACAAGCAUGCCAAAGAUGAUGACAGUGCUGUUGAUCAUCGUAAAUUUAAAUUAAGUGCAUAUGACAAUAGCCCAAUUCAUGAUGAUCGGCCAACAAAGUAUAGAAGAACUAAUGAAAAAGAGGAUCAUGGUGAUAACCGAUCUCAAGCUGCAAAAAACCAAAGAUCUGAUACUGAAAGGUUAAGUUCCAGUGGUGCGAAAAUAGAGCCGACUGCUGAUAGAACAAAGGUCCAGAAGCAAGAUGAAUCCAGGUGUGAGGAUCACGAGGAGAAAGUUAGACACUUGAACCCAGACAUUGAUCAAACUAGCAAUCUUCUAGGAUCCGAUAAGUUGUCUGAGUCAUUGGAAAAACUUGGUAAAAAAGAUGAUGUUCAUUUAAGGGAGUUAUCUGCCGAAAGGCGUUUUCGGCCAUCACCCUCCAAGGUAGUGGAUAAGUCUCCAUCAUCAAGUAUUGAUAGGAAACAAUUCAAUAGACAUGAUGUUAGAAGAAGCGCUGAUUUUGAAGAUUCAACACAGAGGGGUGGUGUUUCUCGAGACUGGAAGGAGCAUUCUGGCAAGGAAGGCAGGGGGAGCAGGGAGUUGAACAUGGAUGUAGCUAGAGAAGAACCUCUACAGGCUGAUGCAGACACUUUGUCUUCACCUUUUGUGAGAAACAGACAUUUCUCAAACAGUUUUAAAUCAUCGGCACCUCCUUCCUACAGGACUGGUUUGGGUAGCCCUUCACUGUCAGGGUCAGCUGAAGAUGAGGGUAGAGGGAAGUCCAAUAUCCAUCAUAGGAGGACUGGAGAUUCAGGCAUGGGAAGAGUACAUGGAAGUCCUUGGGGAGGUGUUCCAGGCUGGCCUUCUCCUGUGCCGAAUGGUUUCAUGCCAUUCCCUCCACAUGUCAGUUUUCCUUCAGUUAUGCAGCCAUUUCCUGCUCCGCCAAUGUUUGGUGUCAGACCAACAAUGGAGUUUGAUCAUUCAACCCCUUAUCAUAUACUUGAUAGUAACAGGUUUGGGGGUCCCAUGGGCCCGAUGGGAUGGGGGCAUCAGGUUGAUAGUACAGGUACUCCGUUACAUUCCUGGGAUGCAACAAACUCCACUUUUAGUAACGAAACGCAUAUUCAUGGUCGGUCAGGCUGGGACCAUUUUAGGAAUCUACCUGGUCAUCAAGGGCUGCAUAGAACUGAAGGCACGGAGAUGCCAUACUCUGAAAAACAGAAUGAUUCAACUCGAUUCGGAGAAGCUUUGGGUGACAACUCAGACCAGCCAGCUCUGCUGAAUCAACCAGCAGAGAACAAGACAGUUGGUCAGUUGACCAAGAGCUCUGGAAAGGAUGACAAUGAGACUCCCCUUACAAGUCUGGAGGAUAGGAAUAAUUUGUCCAGAAAUGAUGUUCGCCUCUGCCGUACUUACCUUUCCAAACUUGACAUAGCUGCAGAUCUUGUUGAACCCGAGUUACUUAGUGAGUGCACAGGCUUGAUUGAUAUGAAUCCUAUAGUUUGUGAUGCCUAUGAAUAUCGAGUCCUGCCUAUUGAGGAUGGAAAAGCCAAAAUGGCCUCUCAAGGAGUUGUGAGACACUCACUGUUUGCAGCUACUGAUGAUUCUAUUUUCCAGAAAUCCAUGUCCAUGUAUAAGAGGCACAAAGAGGUUUUGUUCCCCACGGAAGGUGGUGAGCAACUCAAACCAUCAAGCAAUUUCAUCCCAAGCUCAAAUCAAGAGGAUGAAGAUUUUGUGCAUGAUAAAACUGAGAUGAAGGACAACAUGGAGGAACAUCCUGAGAAUUCUGAUCUGCAAAAACCAGAUCCAACUGGAAUCUCCAAAGAGGCAAUUUCUAGCAGUGAUCUCAUGAUGGAGUCGAACCCAGAUUCUAACCUGGGGCAACAGGAUUUAGAUGUCGAGAACCCUUUAUCUGCUGCAAACAUUGAGGGAUCCGAUGCUCUACCUGAUCAGGUGAAAGAAGAGGCACCCACAGACUCUGCUGCCUGUAGCGAUGAGGAGGUGAAGUUGGUAGACACUAAUUGUGGUUCCAUACUUAAUUCUGAUAUGUUGCCUGAGUCAAUGAUGUCGGGGUCAGAUAAUUUAAGUCGGAUACAUCUUUCUCCUGAAAGCGCACAUUGAGACAUUUUAUUCUUCCCAGUUUUUGAAAUGCCUUAUGUUAUCUA
Andrographis paniculata is the source of this 4324-nucleotide messenger RNA. RefSeq lists its product as uncharacterized. Bases 609 to 4280 code for a protein of 1223 amino acids. NCBI's taxonomy places the organism in Eukaryota, Viridiplantae, Streptophyta, Magnoliopsida, Lamiales, Acanthaceae. The transcript is spliced from 5 exons. The record is from RefSeq and is a predicted model, not a curated record.